Molecule: messenger RNA, 1098 nt
Organism: Cervus elaphus (red deer)
Lineage: Eukaryota; Metazoa; Chordata; Mammalia; Artiodactyla; Cervidae
Product: lysM and putative peptidoglycan-binding domain-containing protein 4-like
Exons: 1
Coding region: 28-921 (297 amino acids)
Source: RefSeq, a predicted model, not a curated record
GUGGAUCCCGGGUGCUGAGUUAAGGAAAUGAGGCAGAAGGAGGUGAUAACCAAGACCUUCCAAGGCCCAGCUGUGGUCUGUAGGACUCCGACAAGCCACAUUUACAUGUUUGAGAAUGGUGUUGAGGACUCCGAGGACUCCUCUGAGGAAGAGUCCCACCGAGUGGCCCUGCGGCCCCAGGGCAAGGAGGGCCAGAAGAAGGGUGCCCACCACCCUCGCCGGUCAGGAUCAGGGGAUGUGGUGCUGCUGCAGUGGGAGCUGGCCCAGGGGGACAACCUCAACAAGCUCGCUCUUCAGUAUGGCUGCAAAGUUGCAGAUAUCAAGAAAGUCAACAACUUCAUCAGAGAACAAGACUUAUAUGCUUUAAAAUCUAUUAAGAUUCCAGUGAAAAACCAUGGGAUCCUAACAGAGACCCACAAAGAACUCAGACCCCUCCUGAACUCAUCUUCAGAGACCAGAGUGACCUUCGAGGAGCAGCCAGACCCAGACAGAGCAGCUGUCAAUGCCAGUGCCUCAUCUAGCUCACUGACAGAUUUCUUUAAGGGCAUUGACCAGAAUAUUGAACAUGCAGUUCAGUCAGAAAUGUUUUUGAGUGAAAGUUACUCCAUAGAGACCUCCAGUCAGCCACUGCUUCCUGCUCCUCCAAAGACACUGACAAAUGGUGCAGACUGUGGGAUUCAGUGGUGGAAUGCUGUUUUUAUCAUGCUUCUAAUUGGAGUUGUUUUACCAGUGUUUUAUUUAGUCUAUUUUAAAAUACAAGCUACUAGUGAGACCCCUAGUAUCUUGAACACAACUGCUAUCCCUAAUGGCUCCAUGGCAGGGAAUGCAGUUCCAGGGCAAGCCCCCAGAUUAGCAAUUCCAAUGCCAACCAUCCCCUCUUCAGACAGCCAGUUCAGUCAGACCACUCAUGGGGGGAUCUAGCUCUUGUUUCUAAGGAAUCAGGCCAGCUUUAGCACUUAGGCUUCCACUGAUGUUGUCCAUAUCUUAGCAUGCUGCAUUUUUUUUUUCUGUGAAAUAUGGACAGAUUUCAGUAGUCACCAUUAUGUUCUCAGUCACAUUCAUCAUGGGGAGUGGACUCAUCCAAGCCUGUGGGAGCCA